AUGAAAAGUGAAGAAACGCCGAUCCGCUGGGCGAAUAGGGAUGUGGUAAAAGGCAUCUGCCAAAUCCACCUUCACCAUCCAAGAGCCCUCAAGGUGCAUAUACUGCAGGGUGCGGAGGGGUUCAUACUGGCACUUAUAAGCUUUCUGCGCUACGUUCAUUCUCUUCAGGUUGACGACCAAACACCAAGAACCACUGUCCGGUUUCAGGACACAAAAAGUGUUCACCACAUGAUCAACCGCAUGGGAGGGGUCUACCCACGAGAUGGCCCCGAGAGCCACCCGUCCCCGUCCGAGAUGGAGGACUUUGUUUUUACUCAGCUGGUAGACUUCUCGCCCACCCGGGCAUCCACCUUUAGGGAAGAGUAUGCUGCAUCUUGCCUGGUGUGCGAUAUGUUCACAUCCGGAUCCGAUCCCGGGAGUUCCCACCUCCUAGCAAUUCGCACCAAUGUGACACCAGGCAAAGAGUACUCAGUUGGGAGAUGCCAGGGGAGCUGA
Molecule: messenger RNA, 495 nt
Organism: Volvox carteri f. nagariensis
Lineage: Eukaryota; Viridiplantae; Chlorophyta; Chlorophyceae; Chlamydomonadales; Volvocaceae
Exons: 2
Coding region: 1-495 (164 amino acids)
Source: RefSeq, a predicted model, not a curated record